GCAGGUAGCGGCUCGGCAAAGCCUCCCGCAGCGGCGGCCGCCUCUCGCCGGCCGCUGAGGCGCCGUCGCCCGCCGCCCGCCCCGUCGGGUCCCUCCGCCGCAGAGGGGCUCCGAGCCGCGGAGCCGGCGCGCCAGCCGCCAUGGCCACCCUCCUCCGCAGCAAGCUGUCCAACGUGGCCACCUCGGUGUCCAACAAGUCCCAGGCGAAGAUGAGCGGGAUGUUCGCGCGGAUGGGCUUCCAGGCGGCCACCGACGAGGAGGCGGUGGGGUUCGCCCACUGCGACGACCUGGACAUGGAGCACCGGCAGGGCUUGCAGAUGGACGUCCUCAAGUCCGACGCCAGCGAGGAGGGCGCCGAGCCGCCCCUGGAAGGGGACAUCCACUACCAGCGCGACGGCACCGGCCCGCUGCCGCCGUCCGCCUCCAAGGACGCGGGCGUGUGCGCGGAGCUCGCCGGGCAGGGCAAGCCCAAGAUCACGGCGUGGGAGGCGGGCUGGAAUGUCACCAACGCCAUCCAGGGGAUGUUUGUUCUGGGCCUGCCCUACGCCAUCCUUCAUGGCGGAUACCUAGGACUCUUUUUAAUAAUUUUUGCUGCAGUGGUUUGCUGCUACACUGGGAAAAUCCUUAUUGCCUGUCUUUAUGAAGAGAAUGAGGAUGGGGAGAUAGUCAGGGUGAGAGACUCCUAUGUGGACAUAGCAAACGCUUGCUGCGCGCCCCGCUUCCCCACGCUCGGAGGCAGGAUCGUGAAUGUGGCUCAGAUCAUUGAACUCGUCAUGACCUGCAUUCUCUAUGUGGUGGUCAGUGGGAAUCUGAUGUACAACAGCUUCCCAAACUUGCCUGUCUCCCAGAAGUCAUGGUCCAUCAUUGCCACGGCAGUGCUCCUGCCUUGCGCAUUCUUGAAGAACCUCAAGGCAGUCUCGAAGUUCAGCUUGCUCUGCACGUUAGCCCACUUUGUGAUCAACAUCUUGGUGAUUGCCUACUGCCUCUCCAGGGCACGUGACUGGGCCUGGGACAAAGUCAAGUUUUACAUUGAUGUGAAGAAGUUUCCCAUUUCCAUUGGUAUCAUUGUCUUCAGCUACACCUCCCAGAUCUUUUUGCCUUCCUUGGAGGGGAACAUGCAGAACCCCAAGGAGUUUCAUUGCAUGAUGAACUGGACUCACAUAGCAGCUUGCAUCCUUAAGGGACUCUUCGCCUUGGUCGCCUAUCUGACCUGGGCCGAUGAGACCAAGGAAGUCAUUACAGACAACUUGCCAUCUACCAUUAGGGCAGUAGUCAACAUUUUCUUGGUGGCCAAAGCUUUGCUUUCUUAUCCCUUGCCCUUCUUUGCGGCUGUGGAAGUCUUGGAGAGAUCCCUUUUCCAAGAUGGAAACAGGGCCUUCUUUCCUAACUGCUAUGGGGGUGAUGGCAGGCUCAAAUCCUGGGGACUCACCCUCAGAUGUGCUCUGGUAGUUUUCACCUUGCUGAUGGCUAUCUAUGUCCCUCAUUUUGCCCUCUUGAUGGGUCUUACUGGGAGCCUCACAGGUGCAGGUCUCUGUUUCCUGCUCCCCAGUCUUUUCCACCUCAAACUCUUGUGGCGGAAGCUCUUGUGGCACCAUGUCUUCUUUGAUGUAGCCAUUUUCGUUAUAGGUGGUAUCUGCAGUGUUUCUGGGUUCAUCCAUUCUUUAGAAGGCCUCAUAGAGGCCUUUAGAACCAAUGCUGAAGACUAAGGAGUGGCCAGAGUUGGUUGCAUUAAAAGAGAAUUGCAUUGAACAUCCGCAUAGCCAAAUAAUUCUGCAUCCUUUUAAUGAAAAGUCAUUUUUUUAGUUACGUGCAUCCAACAAAUUCUAUGUCAUAGAAUCUAAAAAUUAAACGAAAUACAAGGAAAUAAAAGUGUUUCCCCUAAAGUCUUUUUAAAUAAGCUAACAUUUAAAUAUAUUUUUUGUUAUUUAGAUUUUUUCAGAGGAAAAUAUCUGAUGCCCCACCCCAUCUCCUCACUAGUUGCCUGAAGCUUGGCUCCCAGCAAAUGGCCUAUUGGGAAACAGUCAGCUUUCAAUGCUCUUUACAGAUAUGCAAUUCAGUGUUUCAGGAGCUGAAACACAGUUGCCAGUCCAACGGAUUUGGGUUACUGUGCUUGCAAUUAGAAGCGAAUUAGUGAGUACUGGUAGCAGGAACCUUGUGAGACAGAUGUAGACGAGACCUAGAUUGUGUGAACAGCCUGACAACUCCAAGCGACAACUGAUGACCAGCGAUGCCAGUUACCUCUAAUGUUUACACUGUAGUUACAUAGCACAUAAGGACUGCUUAAUUCUUCCAUCUCAAUUCAUAUCGAGGAACGGCGCUUCCCAUCGAUUAUAUUUUGCCUCCGAACGAAAUCACAGAAUCUGGAGUCCACUUCUUGGUGAUGAUUGUUUUUUUCAUUUGUUUUAACAAGUGUUACUUCUAAAUCAUGAAAAGAAAAAGCUGUUGGAUUUGACAUUGUUC
Messenger RNA from Dromaius novaehollandiae (emu), 2460 nucleotides. It is a transcript of the gene SLC32A1, whose product is annotated as solute carrier family 32 member 1. Lineage: Eukaryota; Metazoa; Chordata; Aves; Casuariiformes; Dromaiidae. Gene Ontology annotation, molecular function: L-amino acid transmembrane transporter activity. The transcript is spliced from 2 exons. The coding region runs from base 141 to 1706 and encodes 521 amino acids. Gene Ontology annotation, biological process: amino acid transmembrane transport. The record is from RefSeq and is a predicted model, not a curated record. Gene Ontology annotation, cellular component: vacuolar membrane.